ACCGAAAUAAAAAACAGAAAUGUCUUACACUACGCCACUGAACGCUAGCAAUGCCAAUACUUGGGCUGAGCAAAGUAUCAACAAGCCGCACUACACUCCGGGUAAGACGCUGAAAAAGGCCUUCAAGUUAUUGCGUCGUGUCUUCAAACCAUCAACAUCUUUGGGCAAGAAAAGCAUAACAUCACAGAAAGUGGCUGAACAGCGCAACAGCAAGCAGGCGGAGGAGUCUACGCUCAACUACAGCAUAUUGACCACAUCCUCAACAUUUAGCGUAGAAGAAUAUGAGAAUGAUCUGAAUGAAUUGGCUGAGUUGCAGGCUGCAGCUAAUAGGGCGAACGCUGCUGAGUAAUCAUUGGACGACUGCUGAUUGAUAUUCGUGAAUGGCUGUCUGCACAUCCUACUGGCAAGCCGCUAGUGCCUUCAAGGACCUGGUACGUCCAUAAAUUGCACCGCUACACUCCCACAAGAAACGCUUUUCCUAGCUUUAAUAGUUUAUGGUAUAGCUUAGCGUAUGCACG
Molecule: messenger RNA, 518 nt
Organism: Anastrepha obliqua
Lineage: Eukaryota; Metazoa; Arthropoda; Insecta; Diptera; Tephritidae
Exons: 1
Coding region: 20-349 (109 amino acids)
Source: RefSeq, a predicted model, not a curated record